Zea mays is the source of this 834-nucleotide messenger RNA. Its product is annotated as putative ubiquitin-conjugating enzyme family. NCBI's taxonomy places the organism in Eukaryota, Viridiplantae, Streptophyta, Magnoliopsida, Poales, Poaceae. The record is from RefSeq and is marked provisional. The coding region runs from base 275 to 721 and encodes 148 amino acids. The transcript is spliced from 4 exons.
CAAACCGUGCGUCCGUGUGCGACUGCGACGAGAAGCUUCCAGAACCCACCAGCUAACUACGUCCGUCCUCCACCAAUCCCAUCUUCGGACGCCACGACAACUCCCCUCCCUCUUCCCCGUCCGUAUUUAUUUAUACACCCCCAGUCCCUACCCACUUGUUCCUUCUUGCUUCUCCAUCGAGUUGGAUUGGGUUCAAAGUUGGGCUUUUGGACAGCUGUGGUGUGCACGGCAGCUCUGUGACUUGUGAGGAGGAAGGGAGGAAGAAAGCGGAUCCAUGGCGUCGAAGCGGAUCCUCAAGGAGCUCAAGGACCUGCAGAAGGAUCCUCCCACCUCUUGCAGCGCAGGCCCUGUUGCCGAAGAUAUGUUCUACUGGCAGGCGACGAUUAUGGGGCCAUCAGAUAGCCCAUACGCUGGUGGCGUAUUUUUGGUCACUAUUCACUUUCCACCGGACUACCCAUUCAAACCACCGAAGGUUGCAUUCAAGACGAAGGUUUACCACCCGAAUAUCAACAGCAACGGGAGCAUCUGUCUUGAUAUCUUGAAGGAGCAAUGGAGCCCUGCACUGACAGUUUCUAAGGUCCUCCUCUCAAUUUGUUCCCUUCUGACGGACCCAAACCCUGACGAUCCGUUGGUCCCAGAGAUUGCUCACUUGUACAAGACUGAUCGCGUGAAGUACGAAUCUACUGCUAGGAGCUGGACUCAGAAAUAUGCAAUGGGCUGACAAGCUAUUGGUCUCUCAUAGACCCUUCUGUAACUGAAACCAGAUGUCUAAAUUAAUUUGUCCAUUCGUGCAUCGAACUUUUGAUAUAUAAUGGAAGGAGAAACAUUGAUAGU